AUGUCUUGCCGCUCCUACAGAGUCAGCUCUAGUCGCCGUGUGGGCAAUUUCAGCUCUUGUUCAGCAAUGACCCCCCAGAACCUGAACCGCUUCCGGGCCAGCUCUGUCUCCUGCAGGAGUGGGCCCGGCUUCCGAGGUCUUGGCGGCUUUGGCAGUCGGAGUGUCAUCAGCUUUGGAUCGUGCUUACCCCGGAUGGCAGCUGUGUGCCCUCGUCCCAUCCGCUACGGAGGUGGCUGCGGUGCUGGCAGUGGGGUGGCCUUUGGCUUUGGUGAUGGGAGUGGUGCUGGUCUGGGGUUUGGGGCCGGCAGUGGCUUUGGCUAUGGCUUCGGCGGCCCUGGCUUUGGCUACCGAGUUGGAGGACUUGGAGUGCCAGCAGCCCCAUCCAUCACAGCAGUGACCGUUAACCAGAGCCUGCUGACCCCCCUCAACCUGGAGAUUGACCCCAAUGCCCAGAGGGUGAAGAAUGAUGAGAAAGAGCAAAUCAAGACCCUCAACAACAAAUUUGCCUCCUUCAUCGACAAGGUGAGGUUCCUGGAACAGCAGAAUAAGCUCCUAGAGACCAAGUGGAGCUUCCUCCAAGAGCAGAAAAGUACCAGGAGCAACCUGGAGCCCCUCUUCGAGAACUACAUCACCAACCUGCGGAGGCAGCUGGACACAGCGAACAGUGACCGGGCCAGACUGGAGGCUGAGAGGAACAACUUGCAGGAUGUCCUUGAGGGUUUCAAGAAGAAGUAUGAAGAGGAGGUGGUACUCCGGGCCAAUGCUGAGAAUGAGUUUGUGGCUUUGAAGAAGGAUGUGGAUACAGCUUUCUUAACUAAGUCUGAUCUAGAGGCCAACGUGGAUACCCUAACUCAGGAAAUCGAGUUCCUGAAAACCCUAUACAUGGCGGAAAUCCAGUUGCUGCAGUCACACAUCUCAGAGACAUCGGUCAUCGUGAAGAUGGACAACAGCCGGGACCUGAACUUUGACGGGAUCAUCGCUGAUGUCAAGGCCCAGUAUGAAGAGAUCGCCAGGCGCAGUCGGGCUGAUGCAGAGGCCUGGUACCAGACCAAGUAUGAGGAGAUGCGGGUGACAGCUGGCCAACACUCUGACAACCUGCGCAGCACUCGGGAGGAGAUCAAUGAGCUGACCCGCCUGAUCCAGAGGCUGAAGGCAGAGAUUGAGCACGCCAAGGCUCAGCGCCGCAAGCUCGAGGCCGCCGUGGCCGAGGCGGAGCAGCAGGGCGAGGCGGCCCUCAAUGACGCCAAGGCCAAGCUGGCGGAGCUGGAGGCCGCCCUGCAGCAGGCCAAGCAGGACAUGGCGCGGCAGCUGAAGGAGUACCAGGAGCUGAUGAACGUCAAGCUGGCCCUGGACAUCGAGAUCGCCACCUACAGGCGCCUCCUGGAGGGCGAGGAGAUCCGAAUCUGUGAAGGUGUUGGACCAGUAGAUAUAGCGGUGAGAGGCUCCCGCGGCGGCCUGGUGUGCGGGUCGGAGCCGCUGGUCACCAGCUCCAGCCUCUGCCACGGCGGUGUCACCAUCACCGGCAGCAGCGUCAGGUCGUCCAGCGGCUUCUGCGGCUCGAGCGUGGGCGGGGCCCGGGGCUCCGUGCUGGUGGGCGAGGCCUGCGCCCCCAGCAUCCCCUGCCCGCUGCCCGUCGAGGGAGGCUUCAGCAGCUGCAGUGGCGGCCGCAGCAGCCGCAGUUCCGGCGUCCGCUUUGUGUCCACCACCACCUCCUGCCGGACCAAGUACUGA
Molecule: messenger RNA, 1731 nt
Organism: Hippopotamus amphibius kiboko
Lineage: Eukaryota; Metazoa; Chordata; Mammalia; Artiodactyla; Hippopotamidae
Gene: KRT84
Product: keratin 84
Exons: 9
Coding region: 1-1731 (576 amino acids)
Biological process (GO): intermediate filament organization; keratinization
Cellular component (GO): keratin filament
Molecular function (GO): structural constituent of skin epidermis
Source: RefSeq, a predicted model, not a curated record